UUACAUAUUUCCAAAUGUUAAAAUAUUAAAGAAUUAACAUUUUUACCCAAACAUAUAAUACAUGCUUGCUGGCCCACCUUCCCUCAAGUGGCUUCUUUUGGUUCAACCUUAACCUCAGAGAGAAAAUUUGAACGAGACAAGAACAGCUACACUGGAAUGUUAAUACAAAAAUGAAUACUGUAAAACUGAACCUCGAAUUGAGCUUUGACACUUUAAAGAAGCAUUAAAAAUAAUUACCAGUAUUUACAUUUUAUUAUUGAACUUGAUUAGUAUUUAUUCAUCAAAUUAUCUUAUAAAUCUCUUUUAAAAGCUACUUUUAUAAGUAUUCAUUGUGUGUGGGGCCAUGUGUCGUAUUUGUUAACGGAGGGGAGUGGGAAAGGUGAACGGUGGAUUGGGUUCUUAUUGUAAUAUUGUGUUGUUUUUUUGUAUGAAUGUUUUAGCGUUUCUAGUUGCGCAUGGUAUGACAAGUGCUUUUUUCAACAAAAAAAAUAUAUAUAUAUAGGUUGAUUUGAUCACACUUCAAAGACUAAUAUUAUGCCAGUUUGUGGCACAUAAGGUUGAAAGCUACAGUGUUAGACCUUGAGUCUGGCACAUUGACUUUUCAUCAAAGUCUGAAAUGUUAUUUCAGGCAAUACACUAUGAAAAAAAGCUAAAUGCAUACAAAAGUAAUAUUUGGAGAGGUACGUUCAUGUGCUAUGUUUCAAGCCUGCUAUUCAUUUGAAUGUUCUUUGUAGAAAUCAACCCAAAAUGGAGACACAGCUGCGGGAAUUCCUGAUGGAGCGCAACAUAGCUGAGGAACUGAUUAAGAAACUUGAAGAUGAAAACAUUGACGCAGCUGUUAUUCCACUGAUGUCAGAUACUGACUUGGCAAAAUAUAUCCCCAAAGUUGGAGAUAGAGUCUCCACUGUUGCUUUCUGCAGACGAACAGCUUUGUCAGAGAGUGGGUCAUCCAGGAAGGAGUCCAUCCUUUCAAGACUGCGGCAAAGAGUCAGUGGAACUGAAGAGAUGCCUUUAAAAAAGCGUUUUUCUACACUCAAAGGAAAUGUAAAUGCCAAGAGACAAAUGAGACGAAUCGAGAUUGGCUGGAUGGACUUUGAUGAGAUUGCAGAAAGAUACAAACAGGUGAAGUCAGUUAAUGGUGGUGGCACAAGGCAUCUGUCAAUUGAAAAAGAAAAAACUGUGGCAGAUGUCAAAGUACUGGCUGAAAGUCUGUUUUUUCCUGAAGGCUUUUCAAAAAAAAACAUGCGUCUUUCAAAUUAUUCCACUCAUAUUGAGAGCUCCCAGAUGAACAUUUGUGUUUCUGAUACAAUUGAGCAGUUGUAUAGUCUUUGCAAAGUCAAACUACUGAGACUUUAUCUCUGCACCAAAAAGAAAAUGGAAUGGAACCAGGCAGUAGAAGAAGAUAAUGACCCAAAAAGCCAGUCUUCCAUGAUAGAUCUCACUGAAAACGACCAAAGUCAGAUUGUUGAGAAUUUGGCAACAUCAAAUCAACAUGCAGUUGGUGGAAUAUCCACAAGUGAAGAUUUGGAGUUAGAUGACACACUUGUAUGGGAUGGACAUUUUACUGUAAGUGAAGAUGAAGAAUCAGACACAGUUGUUAUCUUGCAUGCUCGUGAGACGGUGGAACUGAGAGUAGAUGAGCCAAACAAUCAGGCUAUCGUUUCCGAAGGCACUGAAGAUUUUCUAACAGUGGAACAUUCAGCAUCUGCUCCAAACAUUGCAGAACAGACUAGCACAGACGCAGAGGCAAUGCCUGAACAGCAGUUUUCUCCUGUGACAGUGAUUGUGAGAAGAGGUCAUUGUCUUACAGAUUUAAUGUGUGCCUUUAAGGACCCAAAGGUUUUGACAUCAGAGAUUACCAUCAAAAUGCGUUUACCAAAUGGGGAGCUUGAACAAGGAGAAGGGGCAGGUGUUUUUCGAGACAGCCUGACUGAAUUUUGGACAGAAUUCUAUGACUGUUGCACAUUAGGAGUUCAAGUGAAAGUCCCAUUUAUCAGGCAUGACUUUCAGUUGGAAGAAUGGCAGGCUGUGGCUCGGGUGUUUGUGGUGGGCUGGAAACAAGUUUCUUACUUCCCAGUGAAACUUGCUGUCCCCUUUCUGGAAGAAGUGCUCUAUGGGUCAGUAGCCAGUAGUUUAAAAGAAUCCCUUUUGAUGUAUGUAUCACAAGAGGAAAAAGAUCUCAUUGUAAAGGCUUUGGAGGACUUUGACUCGGUGGAAAGUGAUGAAUUGCUUGAUUUUCUUGGAACGCUUGACUGUAGGCAACUGCCUACCAAAGACACACUCCUUCCCAUUUUAACACAAAUGGGGCACAAACUAAUCAUUCAGGCCCCAAAUUAUGUCAUCAAGUGUUGGCAACCAAUUUUGCACUCCAUUAGUAGUUCACUUCCACGACACGAUCUGGAAGACUUCAUUACACAAAAAAAAACCGACAGCAAAAAAAGUCAAGGACCACCUAAACUUUCCAGAGGAAAUGACAGCAGACCAAUCAGUGAUUGCUCGUUAUCUGAAAAGGUUCAUAGGGGAAACCGAUUCCAACAUUCUUCCUCUCUUUUUACGUUUCUGCACUGGAUCAGAUGUUUUGGACAACUCAAUAACUGUUCAGUUUGUAGAAACCUCUGAGUUCCUCCGGAGGCCACAGUCUCACACAUGUGGAUGUAUUUUAAAACUACCGAUGGGUUACCACAGCUAUCCUGAUUUCCGCAGCGAAUUCAACAGCAUACUUACCAGUGCCAUGUGGGUAAUGGAUGUUAUUUAAGCAGAAACAAAUUCUAAGAACAUCCAGCUGUUAUAUUAGUGUUUAAAGUUUGAUAUUGUUUUUGUUUGCCUUUUGGAAAGCAGACAAUUCAGUUAAUGUUUGAAGUACAGUUUUUUUCUUACAGCUCUUCUAAGGAUUGUUUAAGGUGGCUGUAUUUUUUCCCCAGAAAAGCCAAAACCUAAUUGUGGUUUGCACGAAUGUGUAAAGGAAAAUUUGUUAUUAAUUCAGAAAUUGUAAUAAUUUUAAUUAUUUUAUUAUUUUGAUGAGCACUUAUGUUUACCUUUUGAAUGUAGGCAAUUCUUUUAAACAUUAU
This is a messenger RNA of Oryzias latipes (Japanese medaka), 3068 nucleotides long. NCBI's taxonomy places the organism in Eukaryota, Metazoa, Chordata, Actinopteri, Beloniformes, Adrianichthyidae. The record is from RefSeq and is a predicted model, not a curated record.